Messenger RNA from Hippoglossus stenolepis (Pacific halibut), 9929 nucleotides. RefSeq names its product glutamate receptor, ionotropic, N-methyl D-aspartate 2B, genome duplicate b (gene grin2bb). NCBI's taxonomy places the organism in Eukaryota, Metazoa, Chordata, Actinopteri, Pleuronectiformes, Pleuronectidae. Gene Ontology annotation, cellular component: postsynaptic membrane; postsynaptic density membrane; NMDA selective glutamate receptor complex. The record is from RefSeq and is a predicted model, not a curated record. Gene Ontology annotation, biological process: excitatory postsynaptic potential; monoatomic ion transport; long-term synaptic potentiation. Bases 732 to 6050 code for a protein of 1772 amino acids. Gene Ontology annotation, molecular function: NMDA glutamate receptor activity; transmitter-gated monoatomic ion channel activity involved in regulation of postsynaptic membrane potential. The transcript has 15 exons.
GCCCUGCAAACCCAUGAUCAUGACUGGCUAGAGCAAGGCAAGGCACAGAGUGAAGGAAAGCCAAACAAGAAGGAGAGAAGGAAGGAAAGAAGAAGAGGAGGAGGAGUACCCCCACACACAUACGUACUGCUCUGCUCUCUCUUCUCCUUAUCUCCACGGCAACCGUGUUCACACGCUCUCAGACUUUUUCGACGAGACCUCGGCGAGCUGUAUCAGCAGUGUUGGACGAAAGGGAAAGAAGAAUCGGAUGGAAAGAAGCACAUGAAAGCGUGUCCCUCCAUCACUUUCCAUCCUCCAUCAUAUUUGACUUUCUUUUGAUGUUUUGAGUUGAUGGUCAACUUUUAAAUUCCAGAACCCUCAUCUGCCUCGCCGCAGAUUAGUCUUUUUCUUGGCACCUUACAUGAAAAAAACAGUUUCUAAGCAACUCACUGCGCUCAACACAACUCUGCUCCACUCUGAGCAGCUCUGCUUAUAUUGUAUAAUGCUAGUUAUUGUAAACCCUAUUCGUAAUUUUACACUUUAAAAACACCACAUCCCCACACGUAUAUCGCCCCACCACUGUCCACCUCCAGCCUCUGUCGACCCUCACCCUGCGGGACCCCACCUCAGUCUUCCGUGCGUGACUUCAUCUGUCUACUAUCCCUUCAUCUGAGGCUAUGAGAGGAGGAGUCGAAUCCCAGAUCACUCCAUCAUGCCAGUUCUGAAGAGCAGAGAGGAGAUCCGGGCUGGCAAUGUUCAAGGGACGGCAUUUACACUCCUUCACAAUGCUUGUCAGCCUCCACCCUUCUCCCUCCCGUCUUCAGGACAAGAGCUUUGUCUCCCCUCCCUCCUCCCCCGACCAUCAUCCUCCUUCUCCUCCGCCGCCUCCUGCUCCUCAAGACCAUUAUCCUUAUCCCCAGCCUCGACUGACCCUUCCCUUCCUCUCCUUGUCCUUCUCUCUACUCCUCUUCUCCGUGCUCCUCCUGCCCGUCUGCGAGUCUCGCAGGGGUGGAGGUCAGGGUACGGGGCCUGGAGGUGCCCAAGGGGGACAAGGUGGCCAGAGGGGAGGCAGCACCCAGAGGGGCGUCAUCAUCCCACCUCAGUACUCACCCGGCUCCCCAGCUCUCCCCCCGAUCAAUCCCAAACUGAUCAAUUCGCUCAGUAUUGCUGUCAUCCUGGUGGGCAACUCUAGUGAAGUCGCCCUGGGGGCCGGACUUGAGAAAGAGGACUUCCUCCACAUCCCCUACCCUCCCAAAGUCGAGGUGGUCACCAUGAACGAGACCGACCCCAAGAGCAUCAUCAAUCGGAUCUGCGUGCAAAUGACGAGGAACUCUCUGCAGGGCGUAGUGUUUGGUGAUGACACGGAUCAGGAGGCCAUCGCUCAGAUCCUGGACUUCAUCUCUGCCCAGACACAUAUCCCGAUCCUGGGCAUCAGAGGGGGCUCCUCCAUGGUCAUGGCAGCCAAGGACGACCACUCCAUGUUUUUUCAGUUUGGACCGUCCAUCGAACAGCAGGCCUCCGUCAUGUUGAACAUCAUGGAGGAGUAUGACUGGUACAUCUUCUCCGUUGUCACCACCUACUACCCCGGGUACCAGGACUUCGUCAACAAGGUUCGCAGCACCAUCGACAACAGCUUUGUGGGCUGGGAGCUAGAGGAGGUCCUCCUGCUGGACAUGUCCGUGGACGACGGCGACUCCAAGAUCCAGAACCAGCUGAAGAAACUGCAGAGUCCUGUCAUUCUGCUCUACUGCACAAAGGAGGAGGCCUCCACUAUCUUUGAAGUGGCUCAUUCUGUUGGCCUCACUGGCUACGGCUUCACCUGGAUCGUCCCCUCGCUGGUGGCUGGAGAUGCAGACAAUGUUCCCUCUGUAUUUCCUACAGGGCUUAUCUCAGUGUCUUAUGACGAGUGGGACUACAACAUUGAGGCCAGAGUCCGUGAUGCAGUAGCUGUUAUUGCCACGGCGACCUCCACCAUGAUGCUGGACCGGGGGCCGCACACGUUGCUGAAGUCGAGCUGCCUUGGGACACCUGACAAAAAGGGCUCCAACACGGGCCACUCCAAGGAAAUACUGAAGUACCUCAUGAAUGUCACGUUUGAAGGCAGAAACCUGUCGUUUAGCGAAGAGGGUCACCAGAUGUUCCCCAAACUGGUCAUCAUUCUUCUAGACAAGGACCGACAAUGGGACAGGGUUGGCAAGUGGGAGAGAGGCUCUUUGACGAUGAGGUACCAUGUGUGGCCUCGCUUUGAGCUGUACACUGGAGUGGAGGAGCGGGAGGACCACCUGUCCAUCGUGACUCUGGAGGAGGCGCCAUUUGUCAUUGUGGAGGAUGUUGACCCGCUCAGUGGGACCUGCAUGAGGAACACUGUGCCGUGCCGCAAACAGCUUAAACUCACCAACCAGACAGGUGAUUCAGGGAUUUACAUCAAGCGCUGCUGCAAGGGUUUCUGCAUUGACAUCCUGAAGAAGAUCGCCAAGGCUGUUAAGUUCACGUACGACCUCUACCUGGUCACCAACGGCAAACACGGCAAGAAGGUUAACGGGACCUGGAACGGCAUGGUGGGAGAGGUGGUGUUGAAGAAUGCCCACAUGGCGGUGGGUUCGCUCACCAUCAACGAGGAGAGGUCAGAGGUCAUCGACUUCUCGGUGCCGUUCAUCGAGACGGGGAUCAGUGUCAUGGUCUCCCGUAGCAACGGCACCGUCUCCCCCUCCGCCUUUCUUGAGCCCUUCAGUGCUGAUGUGUGGGUGAUGAUGUUUGUGAUGCUGCUGAUGGUGUCGGCCGUGGCUGUGUUUGUGUUUGAGUACUUCAGCCCGGUGGGUUACAAUCGCUGUCUGGCAGACGGACGAGAGCCUGGAGGUCCCUCCUUUACCAUCGGUAAGGCCAUCUGGCUGCUCUGGGGUCUGGUUUUCAACAACUCCGUCCCUGUGCAGAAUCCCAAAGGCACCACCAGUAAGAUCAUGGUGUCGGUGUGGGCCUUCUUUGCUGUCAUCUUCCUGGCCUCCUACACUGCCAACCUGGCUGCCUUCAUGAUCCAGGAGGAGUAUGUCGACCAGGUGUCGGGCCUGUCGGACAAAAAGUUCCAGAAUCCCAAUGAAUUCUCGCCGCCGUUCCGGUUUGGCACGGUGCCCAAUGGGAGCACAGAGCGCAACAUCCGCAACAACUACCGGGACAUGCAUACCUACAUGACCAGUUUCCACCAGAAGAAUGUAGACGAGGCGCUGUACAGUCUGAAGUCCGGCAAACUGGAUGCCUUCAUCUAUGACGCUGCGGUGCUGAACUACAUGGCGGGCAGAGACGAGGGCUGUAAGCUGGUCACCAUUGGGAGCGGCAAGGUGUUCGCCUCCACCGGCUACGGCAUCGCCAUCCAGAAGGACUCAGGCUGGAAACGAGCCGUGGAUCUUGCCAUUCUCAUGCUGUUUGGAGACGGUGAUAUGGAGGAGUUUGAGGCCCUGUGGCUGACGGGCAUCUGCCACAACGAGAAGAACGAGGUGAUGAGCAGCCAGCUGGACGUGGACAACAUGGCAGGGGUCUUCUACAUGCUCGCGGCCGCCAUGGUCCUGGCAUUGCUCACCUUCAUCUGCGAGCAUUUGUUCUACUGGCAGCUGCGCUUCUGCUUCAUGGGCGUGUGCACCGGGAAGCCCGGGUUCACCUUCUCCAUUAGCAGAGGUAUCUACAGCUGCAUCCACGGGGUACAAAUCGAGGAAAACAAGUCAUCCAUAGACUCACCUUCGGCCACCAUGAAGAAGAACAUGAACAACACCCAUUCCAACAUCCUGCGGUUGCUCCGCACUGCAAAGGACAUGACCGCUGUCCCGGGCAUUAAUGGCUCUCCGCAUGCCGCCCUGGAGUACAGCCACAGUGGUCGUGAGUCAACUCUCUAUGAUAUGCAGGAGCACCGGCGCAGCCUGGUGGGUCACCCUGUAGACUGCAAGUCAGCGCCGCCUUACAUGCCAGAGGACAACAUGUUCAGUGACUACAUCAGCGAGGUGGAGAGGACUUUUGGCAACUUGCCCCUGAAGGACAGCAACCUGUACCAGGACCAUUACCUGCACCACCACCCGGCCUCGGCUCUGGGUAUGUCCGGCCCCCCGCCUAAUAGGCCGCGUAGUUUAGGCAGCGCUAGCUCGUUGGAUGGGGGCAUGUUUGAUUGCGACAGUUUAGGGGGAGGGGUAGCGCCUAUCUUUACCACCCAGCCCCGGCCCUCCAUGACUCACAGGAAUACAAAUAAAUUUGACCUGAUCGCUGGCCACACCCCUGCGGAUUCCAGCCAGGUUGGGUUCACGGGGAGCAAUGUAUAUGGCAGGUUUUCUUUCAAAGGAGGCGCAUCCAGCACAGGGCUCAUCGGGGGUCAUGAAAGGUACUGUGGUGGGGGUGGGGCAGGCUCAGGGGGUGACGAUGGGAACAUUCGCUCUGACGUAUCGGAUAUCUCCACGCACACUGUCACCUACGGCAACCUGGAGGGCAACAACAAGCGGCGUAAGCAGUACAGGGACAGCCUGAAAAAGAGGCCAGCCUCUGCCAAGUGCAGACGGGAGCAGGACGAGAUAGAACUGAGCGCCUACAGGAGGAGACCCCACCACCACACCGUCCACCACCACUUCCCUCACGGUCCCCUGGCACACCGCACGGUCUCACCUCCCCUGGAGCGGAAGAGGGGAGGAGGAGGGGGUAAUUCUUCACCUUACGUAUUCCGCAAAGAAAAAGAGAACCUGAGGGAAUUCUAUGCGGACCAGUUCCGCUCCAAGGAGGGCAAGGCCAAGUGGGAGCAAGAGGGAGGAAGUGGAGGAAGCGGUGUGGGCGGCGGUAGUGGUGGUGGUAUCUGUAAAAGCUUAGUGCCUGUGGAAGACUUCCUCAAAGGUAAAGGCAAGAAGGUGGAGUGUAAAGGUGGAGUGGGCUCAGUGGCGACAGGACAGCAGGGCCACACCUGCUGGGAGAAGGGGAUUUCUGGUCUAGGAGGGGGGGGCAUAGCAGGGGGUGACUGGGAGUGUCGUAACUGCCACAGUGUAUGUCACCAUGGUGGUGGUGUCGGAGGAGGCGGCACGUGCCAAGCUAGCGCAGUUGGGGGGAGUAGCAGUCGCCCCAGCUCCGCUACCAGCAAACGCGGUGACUCCUGUAAGGUGCAGCCGAGCAACCUUUACAACAUCAGUGAGGAUAACAUGGUGUUCCCUGGAGAGAAGAGUAGUGUCGGACCCAGCCAAACGCAAACUCAGGCACAGCGCAGGAAGCUAGGGCCAGGUGGGAGGGUGUUACGAAGGCAACACUCAUAUGACACAUUCGUGGACCUUCAGAGGGAGGGGGCAGGCCGCAUGGGAGGGGUUGGUGGGGGUAGUGGGGGACAGUUUCCCCAGCCCCGAAGUGUGAGCUUGAAAGACAAAGAUCGCUUCAUGGAGGGCCCCAGCCCUUAUGCUCACAUGUUUGAGAGGUACUCCGGUGACAGGGAGUCUCCCAUGUUUGGAGGAAUAGGUGGGGAUAGGGCGAAAGGAGGCUCCUCGUUCAGUCUGUUCCGUGGAAGCGAAGGUGGGUUGCAUCGGCGGUCGGUGGGGGAGAGAGACCAAAGGGACAGAGAUAGAGCUAUGAUGGGAGGUGGGGGCUGUGGUGGUGGUGGUGGUGGUGGUAGCAGAGGGGCCGGGACUUACUCCUUGUCUAAAUCUCUCUACCCAGAUAAGGUGAACCAGAACCCCUUCAUCCCAACCUUCGGCGAUGACCAGUGUCUAUUACACGGUGGCAAACCGUACUACGUCAAAAAGCCACAGACGCAGCCAGAGCAGCAGCAGCAGCAACUUCUCAACAACAGCCGAGGAGGAGCAGGGGACUUCCGCGGCUCCAUGGGAGCGGCUUCCUAUUUGCCCGCAUCCGCCACAGCUGGGGUGAUGUCCAAUGUGGCCCCCAGGUUCCCCAAAGAGCUGUGUCUGAGCGGGGUGGGAGGGCCCAUGGGGAACCACCACGGGGCCAACAAAGUACUGCCUGCGGGCCGGGACACAUUAGGUUUGGGGCCGGCACAGAGACCCUUCAAUGGUGCCAGCAAUGGACACGUUUAUGAAAAGCUCUCCAGCAUUGAGUCAGACGUCUGAGGGAAAAGACGAAGGAAGAAAGAAAGAGAGAGAAAGAAGACGAAGUGGGUGAAGAAAAGGAGGAGGAUGGAGAGAAACAUACAGAAGCAAAAAGAGAGAAACAGCUCAGGCGGAUGACCUCUCUGUGUGAAGAGAAGGAGGAGACACGAUACUGUGUGUUGUUGUCACUCCCCUAAACGGAAAGAAUUUGGACGAUGCACAGAGGCCACUACAGGCUAAGAUGUCGUGAAGUCCGCCUGGAGACAAGUUUUUAAUGGGAAGAGAAGAUUCUGGUGCUGCUACGACGCUCAGAGAAAGAUAGGGGUGGAGGGAGGGGAAAAACGCGAAAUUAAAUUUCCAGUCUCUUCACAUGCUCAUCGUCUUUCCCUCCCUCCUGCAGUUCCUUAACACCAACAGAAAUACAAUCAUGAAUGAGAAAUCAACGCUUCUGUUGAAGUAACAGGGUAAACUAAUAAUAAUUGUAUUGAUAAUGUUGAUAAUAUUAUUGAAUAUUAUUCUAGUGUUUACUGAUGAUUGGUUUGGAUUGUUUUUAAGUUUAAUUCAUUUAUUUAAAUGGUUCAUGUUACAUAUUUGUAUGAUGUUGAUUCUUUCUUAGCUUUCCAACAUUACAGGACACUGGUCAGUACAGAUCUUUUUGAGGUUCCUGUAAUUUGGACUCUUUUGGAUUCUUUGCUAUUAAUUCUUCAUGUUUGAUCUUUUUUUUUCAACUUUUCUUAUUUUUGAGUGCUGUGACGUGUAUGUAAAAGGCAUGACUUGCUGAGUACAUUCAAUGUACUUUAAAUUUUUUUCCAAAGCAGGUUUUUCUUUCAGCUGCAGAAACAACAUCAUCAUACUGAUUUGCCAUUUGCUCUCAUUUUUCUGCUUGGCAGUAGCAAAUGGGUCUCGCAUUUUGAGCUGGAUGUGCCUUAAAGGAUCAAUACUGAUUUUCUACACUUAAGAUCUCUUCUGUUGGUCGGCAGAUCCACUUACAAACAAUUAGUCAAUUGGUUUGAGUGAAGAGAUAACUGAAAAAAUCUGAGAUGAGAGUAGAGCUUCACGAGUGUCAUUCAUCAUGCUGUUCCAGAUGUUACAGGGAAGUAAAACACAGACUGUUGCAGUCGAGGAAGUUUCAUUUCCUACAUUGACCCCCAACUGUAAAAGUUAACAACAGCAGGAUUACAAGGGUUAAAACCACAGUGCCAUAAUAAAUAAACAUUCCUGUUCCCCCCAAAAAGUCAGGUACGACAGAGCCUGCUGCUGUAUGUGAGGAAAUGAUGCUUUAGAAUUAAAAUGUAAACGCUUCUUCUUGUACUAUUAACUCCAGAUUAUCUAAUCGCAAGACAAUUUCCUUUAAACCAUCUACGAUUAAAGUUCAACAAGCUUUAUCACUCCUCGCCUCAUCAGAGCAGAUGAUCCAGGACCCAAGUAUCCAUUAAAUACAAGCACAUCAUAUUUAAUGUUUUCAACGGGCCUCACUCGAUUGACCGUGACGCUUGUGCUGUUCAGGACCUGGACAUCUGAGGGACCACACCAGCACACAGCCCUAGAUCAUCAUAUCAUCGUGUCGUCUUGCAAUUCAUCACAAUUUAUUGAACUCCCCUUUACUGUACGUUGUGUCAUUUCUUUAUUCUCUUUAUAAAAAGAAAUGUGUUCUCACCUUACAGCUGCAGAGUAGUGUCCCUCUGCAGUGUAAAGGAGCAGGGCAACAAUUUGGGAAUAAGCUUAUGAGCUGUUCUCUCUGUGAAAUAAUCUCUGUAAACAGAUUCUGCAUGUGAAUAAAGAAUCUGGAGGUGAGGGACAAGAUUUCGGGGCCUUAAAGCCUUCUGGUUUCUGUUUCCAGUUUGACCAAUCACGUUUGAGCAGGCCUUGGUUGCCCGAAGGUAAACAGUCCGUGUGGAGAGCAAAGAGGCCAACGGCUGUUUAACUCAUGUGCAUUCAUACGCAGAAAGAUGUUAAUAGAGACUAGCCAUUAACAAUCUGCACCUAAAACACCUAUAAAAAGUGGAUAUUUAAUGUAGGGAUAUGUAAGUGGUGUUAAUCAUCUCAUCUUACUCUCAGCAAGAAAAUGAAUAAGCGUAAUUCUCAAUGUGUCAAACUUUUUAAAUUUCCCAAUAAAAGAGCUGGCUUAUUCAGUCGUCAUUUCUCCCAACGUGUUGCUCAAAUCCGCAUUUUCAGCAAACAGAACACACAGAAACAUCCUCUCUGUACUGUGACCUUGAUUUCUGCCUCCAGUCGACAACAAUCUGCUCAACAUGCUGAGAUUUUGAUGAAGGAAAGAAUUUGCCCUCAAGUCCAAGGUCCUGUGGAUUCAUGUGUCGACUGCAGACGGUGAAGAAGAGGAAUAAAUAGGAAGUGAAUAUCCUCCAUAAAGCAGGUGGUGGGUUUUCUAAAAAGCAUCGUCUUUGUUAGUGCGGGGCUCGUGGUUUAACUUUGAUCAAUAGGCAGCUCCCAAAUCCUCAACCUCACAUCUCUGCUCGGACACAUCACACAGACAAAGAUAUACCAUUGUAAGUUGAUAUUUAAGACAACGAUUCUCCAGUUUUCAGUUAUUUAUUGUCACUUAAACUUGACUUUAAAUCGUCUUGCUAAACCAAAUUUUGAAUAUCUAAGCACAAUCUGACUGAAUGGAUCUGACAUGAAGUUUGUUGUACAUCCCAGUCGAAACUUCAGUAGACUUUCCUUCUCUUGGUUGACAAGUCAGUAUGUAUGAUACUAAGGGUUUUGUAAGGACUUGCAUGUAUACUCUUAGUUCUUAUUUCUUUCUUUCUGUUUUUCAAAUCUUAACUUUUAGCCUUUUAACGGGGCGCUUUUGAACGAUAUUUGGAGUUUUAUCAAUUUCGUCAGUACUGAUGAUCCAUGUGGUACUGUGCGUGUGCGUGCUUGUUUGUGCAAGAGAAGACACAAAUCUUUCACAGUCAAAAUUUUUGGUUAUACUCAAAUAAAUAUGGCGAAAUUGAAUUUGAAAAAUGUCACUAGGAUAGACAACAUUUUUAUUGUUAGUGUUAUACAAAGAUUGAUUUUCUUGAUAGUUUGUGUAAAUGCUUUUUUAACAAGGUUGAGGUCUUAAUACAUUCAUGUCACUGAAGAAGCCUUUUUUCAUUUCUACUUUUUCUUGUUUUUAUCCUUUGAAUAUAUCUCAUUAUUUCUGUUAUUGUAUGUGCCUGAAUACAUACGCUUGAUUACCUCUGUGAGUGCUCAUAUGGAAGAGAGACAGAGUGUGUGAGAGAAAACUGUGUUAUUGUACUUGUAUUAUAAAAAACAGUAUGUAAAUACUUUACCUCACGCUCAUGGACUUUUGAUAAAAACCUGUACAAAAGGGCAGAGAAUAGAUCUAUUUGGGAUAAAUCUUUGAUUCGUAGGUUCCCCUUGCAAAAUUGCUUUUGUAACAACUUCAGGCCAGGAUACGUGCAAUCGGUUCUUAUCACAGACACAUUUUGAUAAGUCGAGGUUUGUUGAUGUGUUUUUGUUUUUUUUUUCCUCUUUGAUUUGGUCAAAUACCUGCUUGUCUUUUCCUCAAAUGAAAAAUUGUAAAGCACCACCAUUAAUUGGUUCACAGAAAGCACAACAGAUUAUUACAUUUCUACAGAGGUUGUUUCUUUCUUUCCUCUUUGGCUGCAUCCUCUGAUUUUUGGUUUGUUUUCGGCCACAGGAGGUCGAACAACAUCCCUGAGCUGUACAGAUUGUGAAAAUUGUACAUACGACAAAACUCUAGUUCACCCUCACAUUUUUUUGUAUGGAGAGAUAUUACUUGUGUGAAGACAGUAUUUCAAAUUUGAUUGAAUAUUUAGUAAUAUUGAAAAUGAGAUUAAACACAGUCAGUGUGAAAAAUAAGUGCUGGGAAAUAUUAUUCUUCUGUCUCUUUGGAAUAAAAGUGUUGAGUAUUAAUAAAAAACAAGAACA